Messenger RNA from Prorocentrum cordatum, 961 nucleotides. The record is from the annotation of a GenBank genome assembly. Lineage: Eukaryota; Dinophyceae; Prorocentrales; Prorocentraceae.
AGCGCCCGGCAAGGCAGCCUCGUGCUGCGGGCCAGCCCGCAAGAGCCCAACGGGGACCGCGGGGGGCCCUACGGCCAGCUGUGGGCCUCGGACCACCAGGACAGCGACUGGGAUUCCUCCGAGGCGGGGGCCGCCCACAUGCAGGACCCGCUGAUCGAGGUGCUGUCCAGCAGGGGGCAGACGGCGAACACGGCUGCGGCGCUGUCUCUGCUGAACCGGGUGAACGCCCGGCGCGAGCGGCUCUGCAUUGACGACAUCGCCGAGCUGACUGCGCUCGCGGUGCAGUGCUCCAUCACGGCCGACGCGUUCCUGCACCUCGUCAACGUGCGGGUGAUCGAGAUGCUCGAGCGCAUCGGCGUCCCCGCGCUGGAGCGGGUGCUGAAGCUGGGCGAGGCGGCGCUGCAGGGCGCGUCCGCAGGAACUGGAGCAGACGAGACGGUCUAUGACUCUCCAUCUGGUGGCCCAGCGCGAGAUGCCCGCGAUGGACGAGCAGUGUCGCGCGUGUUGAUGCUGCUCGCGCGCUACGGCAGCCGCGGCGCAGCCGCGCGCCGCACGCUGGCGGAGGGCGGCGCAGAGACGCUGUGCUUGGCCGUCUUGGCGCACAACAACCCGGGGGCCCUGCCACCCAUGGCUGGGGCGCAGGCGAUCCGCGUGCUCAGCCUCAUCUUCUGCUGCGGGAGCGAUGCCGGCAUCUCCGGCGUGGACACCGUCGGCAGCGUUAGCGCGCAGGACGGCGCGACGCCCUCGCGGCCGCCCAAGGCGCCGUCCCCGGCGAAGUGCAGGAUGGUGUCGAAGGCGCUCACGGUGCUGCUCAACAGGACGCCAGGAGACGGGCCCGUUGUGGGCCCCGCCGCGCUCGCGGCGGCCCUGGAGUUGCUGCUGCGCCUGAGCUCUGCCAGGAGCAUGUGCCUCAACCUGCUCUUCAACGCGACUGGGGACCAGACUCCAGAGGAGUCCGCCG